CUCACAUUAGCUUGUCGCUUUUUGAAGUCCACUAAUCACAAAAAUGUCAAAAAUUCCUACAGAAGGUUUGUACUCGAUGUCUAUAUAUCUGUGCGAUUAAAUUGUUGCACUUGUGAUUGAUAUUUCUCGACCAAACGAGUCAGGUUUCGCUCGACGCACCGACAAAGCUGCUAGCGCCUAAGCUAACUAGCUAGUGCUUUAACCCUCCAUGUGGCAGCAAUGCAGUUGGAGCGGAGCCUGCGGCCGCUCAUGAAGCACCUCCAGCGGUUCGCGGUGCGCUACGUCUCCUUCGUGCUGCUGGUUUAUCCCGCCGCCCUACGGCCCGGUGAGGCGUGCGAACGGGGGGGAACCAGCACCGACACCCUCAUACUGUGCCGGGCGUGCGGACACGAGCUGGCGCACGGCACCGACAUUCACUUCGUCCCCAGCCGGCUGGCGCUCUCCAGCCGCAACGACACGCUGGUCGGGGGCCGAAGGGUUAACGUCCAGCUCCUGGAGAACCCCCACGGGCACCGGUUCGAGGUGAUCACGUUCAGGAGGGCGGAUGUCACCCAGCACUGGCCGGCGGACAAACACUUCUCCUGGUUCCCCGGGUUCUCGUGGACAGUGGCCACCUGUCCUCGGUGUAAUACUCAUUUAGGUUGGGCCUUCCAGCCCACCAACUGGCCCGACACCAUCACAAAAACCGCCUUCGAGGACUCUGAGCUGACGUUCUUGGCUUUAAUCACCCAUCGACUCCUAAACGAAGACUUUGCAUCGAGCCUCCUAAUGACUCCCAAGUCCUUCGUGAGCUGAUGGACUUUUUGGCUUUUAGCGCAGAUCGAUCCCAGGUGCCUUCGCUGCUCCCUAAAAAGUUUAUUUUUCAAAUAAAUGAUUUCUACGCACCCA
Molecule: messenger RNA, 888 nt
Organism: Acanthochromis polyacanthus (spiny chromis)
Lineage: Eukaryota; Metazoa; Chordata; Actinopteri; Pomacentridae
Exons: 2
Coding region: 220-795 (191 amino acids)
Source: RefSeq, a predicted model, not a curated record